GAGGGAGUCGGCUGCUGAUUGGCAGGAGCUAGCUCGUCGCUGAGGUGGGGGUUGCGCUGGCCGCUGAUUGACGGGUCCCAGCCGGCGUGGGGCGGGGCUUCGCUGGUCGCUGAUUGACAAGUCGCAGAUCGCCAGGUGCGGCGACAUGAUGCCUCCAAGUUCAGUAGUCUCUCUCGGUAAAGAUGUCAUUAACCUUUCUGAAGUAAUAGAAUGACAAGUCUGCUAAAGCGUCACUGUUCAGAGUUUCUUGAAGACUUGGCGAGGUACAUGACCGAAUACAUAGUUACACGAUGGACAAGGAAGCAAGUCGCCUGGAGAAGGACUAUGUUCAUAGUGUGUAUGAGAAGAUUGCUCCUCACUUCAAUGACACUCGAUACAAAGCUUGGCCCAGAGUACGUCAGUUUCUUAUGGAACAAGAAUCUGGCAGUCUCAUCGCCGAUAUUGGAUGUGGGAAUGGGAAGUACCUUUGUAUCAACAAUCAAGCCUACAAAGUGGGUUGCGAUUAUUGCCUGCCCUUGGUAGAAUCCGCAAGAGAGCAGAACUAUGAGACCAUGGUAUGUGACAGUCUGCACCUACCAUAUCGCAGUCAGUGUUUUGAUGCCAUUCUGUCCAUAGCAGUGAUACACCAUUUUUCCACAAAAGAACGUCGUAUUCAAGCAAUAAAGGAAAUGGCAAGGAUUUUGAAAGUAAGAGGGAAAAUUAUGAUUUACGUAUGGGCAAUGGAGCAAAAACGACGAAAGUUUGAAAAACAAGAUAUUUUAAUUCCAUGGAACCCAACAUCUCCACCUACACAAUGUUCUGAGAGCAGAAUAAUGAAUCAAGAUGAUAAAUCAUUCCAGUACAAUAAUAAAGUUAUUAAUCAAAGUAAAUCUUUUAUUUGUAAGCAUGAACUUAAUAGCUGUGAAAAACACUUAAAGUCAAACGAAGCCUCCAUGUUGGGAAAGGAGGCUACAUUACUGAUUGAAAAAUGUUUCAACUUAUGGUUGUUUUCACAAUCACUCAACUCUGUGCUAAAGUUUAGCACCAAUAAUAGAACAAAAACACCCAAAGAACUGUGGCUGUGUCAGGAUUAUUCUGCUGCAGUUAAAACAAAUGGUGCGAUAAAAUCUUUCAAACAAAGCAAAAGUGACCAGCUGACCAGGGUUGUUUCAAAUGUGUUCUCUUAUGGACCAAGUUGUGAAGAUGUUCUGAAUGUUCUCUCCGAGUCGCAACUACCCAGCCAGCACAACAGUUCAGCAUCUGGCAUGCAAUUCUUUGAAUACCCAUGUGCUGGAUCUUUUGGACUUCGAGAUUCUCCCGGCCUGUUUGGUAGCUGUGCGGAAGUUUGUUUACCUGAUCUUGCUUCGCAGCCUCUGUUCCAAAAUAACAUCCAUAACUGCCACUGCAAAAAUGAAUCUGCAAUCUGCCCUGACUGUGAGAAAGACAGAUAUAACAAUGAUCAAGGUAACGUGAUCACCGAUACCAAGAGCUGGCAUUUGGAGCCACAAGUAUUGUCAAAGGACAACAAAGAUCAGAUGAAUUUCAAUAGUGCAUAUCUCAGAUACUACCAUGUUUUUAAACAAGGCGAGCUGAUUGAGCUCAUAGAAAAGUACACAGAAGACCUCAAGGUGAUUCAGACGUACUAUGAUCAUUCUAACUGGUGUGUAAUUGCAGAAAAGGUAUGAGCUUGCCAAACUUGAGAUUUAACAAUAAUUACAUCCUAAAUGUUAAUGGACAAUACUUUAUUAAUCAUCAUUGUGUCUUUUAAGUGUUUGUGCAUAUUGUUUUCAUUUGGUUUUAUUUAAUUUGUGUGUUACUUUAAUAGAUUUGAUGAUAAUGCAGUACUUGACCAGGAACAUGUGCUGCCAAAUAUUAUUAUAAUGACUAACGUUUUGCACUCUUGAUUAAAAUAUUUUAAUUCAAAAA
Molecule: messenger RNA, 1905 nt
Organism: Amblyraja radiata (thorny skate)
Lineage: Eukaryota; Metazoa; Chordata; Chondrichthyes; Rajiformes; Rajidae
Gene: trmt9b
Product: tRNA methyltransferase 9B
Exons: 5
Coding region: 291-1664 (457 amino acids)
Biological process (GO): tRNA methylation; tRNA wobble uridine modification
Cellular component (GO): nucleus; cytoplasm
Molecular function (GO): S-adenosylmethionine-dependent methyltransferase activity; tRNA binding; tRNA (5-carboxymethyluridine(34)-5-O)-methyltransferase activity
Source: RefSeq, a predicted model, not a curated record